CCCUAUAAAGGUCAGAUGAAUAGACUGUGUAGAUUUAGUAAUAAAUGUGGUAAAAAAUAUUGCUUAGUGUUCGAGUUUGUAGUUUCCUUUAUUUCGCAAGCGUUUGUUUAUCUUAGAUACCAAGGUUUAAGACACUCGGUGGACUCGGUCGCGUCGUAUUCUAGUCAGAAUCACGUUGACCGAAUAAGGGCACAGAAUUUCUCAGCGGCUUCUUGUCAAGACGAAGGCGACUUCGGAUCGAUCAAGACAAGCUUAUUCAGACGGUCAUUGGAAUCAAACAAACGGCCAGAGAGCGUGACCUCAAACACAAGCUCCACAAGAAGCCGCCUUCGAGAACUUGUCGAGAGGAAAUCGAGUCAGGACGACCACAAGUCCGCGGCAAACACCGUCGGUGACAUACAAUACUUUGAGAACCCCACUGAAACGUUAGAAUUCGACAGACCGCGGAAUUCAUUAGAGUCUAAUAAGAGUAAAGACGAACGUCCCAAGAAGAGGAAAUUAUCUAAGAGUAAAGAGAAAGACAAAGAAUUGAGCGAAAACAAAAGUAAAAAACAUGAGAAGUAUCAAAGCAAAUUAGCUGAAUAUUACAAGCUUCCUAUUCAGUUGCCCCAAGACGAGUUUUAUCAACAUUUAACACGAUCAAAAGCAGCAGAGGAACUUCUGCAAAAGCGAUUUUCAAAUUCCGACACAGAAUUCACUGGUAGUUACGGAAGAUUGUGCAAACACAAAGAAUCGGAAGGAUCGAACUUACGGCGCAGUCGAAGUUUGGCUGUUAUACGAGAGGAAACCUUUACUGACCUACAAAUUCAGAAUCAUUCGAAAAGUAAAAGAUCUCAGCUAAUACCUCGCGCCCGCUUGUUUGAUAAGCCCUGCUUCAAAGACAGGUUAAUUGGUCGUACAAAAUACCAAACUAAGGAAGAAGUUUUGGAAAGUAUUUAUAUAGACAGUACUGCUUCUUGUUUCGGUGACAUAAACGACCAUACAAAAACUCCUGAACGUACUGAUCAUAAAUCAGAUAAAGAAGACGCUGUAUCUCGCAAUGAGAGUCAUCGGUCCAGAUCUGUAAGCGGAAGCUGGACUAAUUUAAACGAAGAAUUGAAACAAACAAAUCUGUCUGAAGAUAGUAUCGGACAUUCACGGAAUCCAAGCGAAAUUGAUAGCUUAGAUUCCAACUACGUAAGAAAACAUUACAAUUUUGAAGAACAUAGACAAAGUUAUAAAGAAAGUUCUCCUGAAACAGAACGGUCUAUUCCAUCUCCAAAUCUAAGCAAAGAAUUAUACGUGACAACAGACGAACACUGUACUGACAACGAAGAUAAAGACAGAUCUAAAAAUAAUACGCCAAAAUCAUUCACCAACGAUAGUCUAUCACGUAGUGAAAAAGAUAAGAACGAAUCUGACGAUAUAAAGGCAGCUAGCACACCAAAACCGUUUGACGACACUUCAUUAAAAAGCAAACAAAGUGAAUAUAAAGAAGAUUCGAUACCGAAAGAUAUAAAUCCAACUGAAAUAAAAGAAGAAACUGACAGACAGUCGGUAGUUUCCGAAAACGACGAAACUAUUUCAAGUCCACCUGAUAGUAUCACUUCCUAUAUUUCAAUAUCUAUAGCCUCAUCAGAGAAGUCUCAUAAAUUGGAAUACUUAGCCAACUCCCUAGCUGAAAAGAUUGAUGAGUAUUGCGAUUCUCAAUUCAAAGAAAACGCUUCUACUUCUUCACAAACCAUAAAUUGCGAAAAAUUCAAUACAUCUGACGGUGAUCCAAUAUAUACCAAGGUAAAUAAGAAAAAGACGUUUGCAGAUAUCCGAAGAGACUCAUUUCUAAAUAAAAACAAAAAUCUAUUUAACGAAAUUCUCAAAAAGCAGAACAACGAAGUCUACGUCAGCAACACAUACAUUGAAAGUGAUACUUAUUCUACUAAAAGUAAUUGCACGUCAAAAAAUAUAACCACAGAACCAUUUGUAACAACAUUGAUAGAGAACCAGUAUUACUCUUUGCCUGACAUAAAUAUUAGUAAAUGUCUUAGAAAAUCAGAACGAAUUGACGCUCAGUUGAGGCAAGAAGAUCCUGAAGAUAUACCUUGUGAAACCUCCUGUGAGCUAACGCAGUCCCACUUUCGUGAUAUUUUGUCUGCUAAGAGUAACGAUGAUUACGGGCAAUUAAAUAAAACAUAUGCAAUACCCAAACAUAACAUUAAAAUCCAGACGAAUAAUUGUAUAUAUCUACCAGAUUAUUCUGAGCCACAAGUAAUACAAACUUUUUCAAAACUAGAAGACGACUUAAAAUCAAUUAUCACUAUCGACAGUUCUAACGCUGACGAUAAGGACGCAAAUUACUUUAGAACAGAAUAUCAUCAAAACGAGAGGGAAAUAAAUGAAAUCGAAGGAACAAUAAGAAACAACAAAUUGAUCACAAAAUCAGAAAGUUUAAAACUUUACAUAAAUACUGAACAUAAACCAGAAAUAAACAAAUCAAAAUCUCUUUCAAACGAUAAUAUAAAUAAAACCUUACAAGACAAGAAAACUAAAACAAAUAUUAAAAAACAUUACUCACUUAGACAACGCGAGCCAUCUUUAGAUGAAGAUCAUCGUGUACCCAGUCCAAACAGUAUAGAGAAAAGUGUUACCAAAAGUAACGAACCACUAUUAGUGAAAUCUCCUCAAAUCGAAGAAAUAAAAAAUAAUUCCCUAUUGUCUCGAGUCCAGUCGUUCAAGACAUCUUCUGACGCAAAUAUUACAAUUGUUCCUUUAAGCGGGCAUCAAACUAUUGUUAUUAAUCCUCCAUUAACACAAAACUUAAAAGAUAAUAAAGAUUUAGUUGCACCUAGCGAACCGAAAUCGGCUCUAUCAAUUAAAACAGAAACAACAUCAGAAUCAAAGAAAGAUACAAAAAUUGAAGAAGCCAUUAUAGAAAAAUCUAAGGAAACUAAAAAAACAUUGUCUGAAAGUUUUAUAGAUACAUCAAGUUUUUACACGCCUAAAGAUCCGUUUAUAACAAUAAAACUCAAUAAAGUCGUUAAAACUACGAUACCGAAAUUUAAAAAAGAAACCUGUGAGAAAAUUGCAUUUGUGCAAAAUAAAUUUGAAAAGGCGCCACCAAAGCUAGUGAUAAAAGAAAAUAAAAACUGUCCAGAGUCUUCCAUUCAUACAUUUAAAAAAGUAAUUACAACAAUGACUCGACCGCAAGUACUAACAGUAAUAGAUUCAAAGAGUAGAAAACAUAGUGCCAGUUCAAAUGUAGACACUGGGUCUGAAUCAAAAGUAACAUUAAACAAUACCAUUAAACCAGAAAAGCCGGUUGAGGUUAAAGAAGAAAUCAAAGAUAUUAAGAUAGAAAACAACGUUAAAGAAAAAUUAAAUAACGCCAUAAAGACAGAUCUUGAAUAUCAAGAGAAACUAAAUUCAGUUAAAAAUUACUGGUCUAAACUUAUAGAUAAAUCGCCUGAAGGAAACAUAAGACAAGAUGUAAAUGCAACGCAAGAAGAUUCUAACAGUAAAACUGAUAUUGAAAGCGGCAAUGACAAAGAGCCACAAAAAGAUGAAAACCACAUACGUAUUCCUGAAAUAUCUGUAGGAAGCAUUAUCAAAUCUUUAGAAAGUGUUAAAAUUGUUGACAGUAUAAGAAAAUUAAGUCAGACCAAAUUACAACUAUGGAAAGAUGAAACUGAAAAGGUCAAAAGUGAUUCUGAAGUAGAGGAACCGCCUAUAGAGAAAAUCGUUAAAGAAACUCAAGAAAACACAUAUGAAAAACCCAUACGCAAAGAAUCUGAUAUUGAAUCAAAUAGAGACACGCCUGAAAUUGAAAUUGUGGAAUUAAGCAGUGACGAUAACCAAAAUCAAAAAACCCAAGCUACGCUAAUAAAAGCAAAAAGUUAUGAAAAAGGUUGUGACGAAUUUGAUCAUGUCCGAUAUAAAGUAAUGAAAUCCGAACUAUUCAAAAAUAGUAUGAUAGCCAACUAUCGUAAGGAAGCGCAAUUCGACGGCUUGUUGCAAUAUUUACAAGAUUACAGCUUUCAAGAACUUCUCGUAAAUAAUAAUAUUGUAAUUAUUGAACCCGUCAGAACAAAAGUUGAACCGGUACCUAGAAAAAAUACAGAUACGUGCAAGAUUCCACCAACACUUUUAAAGAAAAAUGACAGUAACGCUGGACAAACUGAUAAAUCGAAAAAUGUCAUUCGACGACACUUUUUUUACCACCCUAUCAGAGUAAAUAAAGAAAUCAUAGAAGAAGAAUUGCCCAAUCCAGAUACAGUUAAGAAAGUUCGGAACUUAUUUGAGGAUACCUUAAAAAUGAAAACACCUAUGACUCACGAUCCUCCACUAAUUGAUGAAAAUAUCGGUUUGACUCGGCGUGCAACAUCAUACAGAAAUUUAAACGAAGAGUCAAAAGGGACCAAAAACGGCGGUAGAAAGAAGGUUAUUAGGCAGUUGACCAUAGACACUAACUAUGGAAAUAAAAAGUGGGACAAUGCUAGUCUUUCCAGUGGAGUAUCCAGUGGGGAUCUCAGUUCUAACAACGAAUACGAAACAGAUGGUCUUAGUCCAUAUCCACAGAAGCAUCUUAAAGACAAUGCUUAUAGUUCAAGUGAAGAAUAUCUCUGCGACUCAAUGAGUCAAGACUUUUGCUGUGAAAGUCAAUACGUCAGUCCAGAUAUAUUAAAGAAAAUCAGAGAUUGCGGAACAUCAGUGACAUAUUAUGGUGGGAAAGUUUUAAAUUCCAAAACGUCAGUCAGUCCUAUGACAAAAGCAAUAAUGGAAGAAAUUAAAAGUUUACAAAAAAACUGCAGUAGAGAUUGUUAUUCUUGUCAAACGAAAUGCCGAGGAGACAAGUGUUCAUGUCUUGUUGCUGACAAACAUAAACAAAUAGUAACAGAAAAAAGAAACUCAAACGCUUCAGAAGACGCAAUAAGUCAAAAUCAAGAAAAAAACAAACUAAGAGAAGGUUUUCCCGGAUUUAAAUUUAAACUAGUAAAGUCCAACAGCUGCAGCAGUCGGUUAGAAUUAACAGGCACUGACGACAGCAAAAACCCUAGAGUAAAAUACAGGAAACAAUUAUCUAAAGAAGACCCACCAUUGGUACACGACGAUGAGAAUUCCGUAAAAAAUAAAAUAUGUAGGCUUGAGAGCUACAGCAAAGGUAUAGCUAAAACUCCCUUUGAGAGCAAAGACAACGAAAUUAAAAAAGUGAUUCUUAAACCAAAAUUUGAAGUAACAAAACAAAAUGACGAUGGUAUAAAAAAAAGUGAAACCGUUUCACAACCGAACCCGCCAGUAAUUGUAGAAACAAACGAAAAAGAAGAGACCAAAGACCAAGAAAGUAAAGAAAACGUAGAGAAUCAAAAAGCAGGAUCCCAGGCGGAAAAAGCUUCAACUGACCCGCAUAGCUUUGAAAAGAAAUUUUAUUACGUGAAUGAUAACCUGGAACAAAGCAAAGCGACGACGGGAAAGUUUGGAGAAAUGGUAUUCGAGGAAUUCGAAGUGUUAGAAUCCUGUUACGAUAGUUUAAAUAGUAAUAAGUCACUGAAUUAAUAUAAAUAAUUAUGAUUAAUUGUAAGAGUUUAAGCUGGUGCUUACAUAAAUUGUGAUCUGUAUUCAAAUGACUUAAAUUAUUACUAGAUAUAGUACGUAUAAAAACAAUUAUCGUAGAAUAAUCAUGUAUCUAACUUAGUUUAUAGUCAAACUAUUUGUAGCGUAUAUUGAUACAUAUUAACAUUCCAAAAAUUGUACUGUAAUUUUGGUGAUGGUCUCUUCUGUAUUAAACGUAUUUUUUGAAUCAAC
This is a messenger RNA of Manduca sexta (tobacco hornworm), 5775 nucleotides long. RefSeq lists its product as uncharacterized. The record is from RefSeq and is a predicted model, not a curated record. Bases 16 to 5526 code for a protein of 1836 amino acids. Lineage: Eukaryota; Metazoa; Arthropoda; Insecta; Lepidoptera; Sphingidae. The transcript is spliced from 3 exons.